This is a messenger RNA of Penicillium canescens, 1610 nucleotides long. RefSeq lists its product as uncharacterized. NCBI's taxonomy places the organism in Eukaryota, Fungi, Ascomycota, Eurotiomycetes, Eurotiales, Aspergillaceae. The record is from RefSeq and is a predicted model, not a curated record. The transcript has 2 exons. Gene Ontology annotation, cellular component: plasma membrane. Gene Ontology annotation, molecular function: calcium-activated cation channel activity. The coding region runs from base 516 to 1610 and encodes 364 amino acids.
CUCCAACACAUCACACACGCAGGGGCACACGUACUUGUACCUACAUGGCUGAUGUGUUACCCUGGACCCGACAAUCGCAAUGUUCCAGACUAUCCCGUCAUGAGGUGCCUGAUUGGCUUGCCACUUGAUACAGGGUGGCGGUCUGCCAAUGAUGCGAAUGGGGAUGGGUCGGACGGAGAGAUAAAAACAUGUUGGAACGCCACAAGGCACGUAUUAUGUUGACGCAAAGGGAGCUGAUCUUAAGAGCCGUGGGAACGGCUAAUUACAGUGUUCAAAGUCAAGAAAAUCUGCCAAGUUGGAGUCCAACGGUGAUCCGCAAUAUCGAUCGGUUCUAAUAAUAACGGAGUCCAGACCUGUGUCCACUUUUCUUUCAUUCUUGGGCUUUGCGCUUGUCUCACCUCGUUUUUUUUUGCCCAGUCUUGUCUAUUCUCUGUUUUUCUUGACUUCAUGCUCUAAAUCCUCUUUCUCACCGGCCUCUCGUUUAUGCCGGUUCGCCAUUCGUUUGAUCUGACGCCAUGGAUCUGGCCUUGAAGGUCCGCGAUGACGGGACUGAUGAGUUCCUCAAGCUCAUUCAGAAUCCCUUCCAAUCUUCUUUCGCUAUCACCGCCAUCUGGACCUCGCUAGGUACUUCGCUUGGUAUCACUGUCGUCCUCGCCCUCCUCUUCUCCCUUGUCCGACCCCGACACUCGUUGGUUUAUGCACCCAAGGUCAAGCAUGCAGACCUCAAACACUCUCCACCUCCGGUGGGCAAGGGUUUCUUCUCCUGGGUGAAGCCAGUGAUCAACACACGGGAAGCCGAGCUCGUCGAAACAGUUGGUCUGGACGCCGCGAUCUUCCUGCGCUUUACCAAGAUGUGCCGCAACAUCUUUAUCCUUCUCAGCAUCAUCGGCUGCCUCGUUAUGAUUCCGAUCAAUGUCACACAAAGCAAGGGCACAGGAGAUGGGACCACCCAAUCGAAAUUCGCGAUGAUGACGCCGAUCUACGUUUAUGGCACACCCACCUGGAGCCAAGUCGUAUGUGCCUGGGCUUUCGACAUAAUCAUUGCUUUCUUCCUGUGGAGGAAUUACCGUGCCGUGCGGAAUCUGCGGAGAAAAUAUUUCCAGAGCUCCGAAUACCAGCGCAGUCUGCAUGCGCGAACUCUGAUGAUCACCGAUAUUCCCCCCGCUGAUCGUAGCGACGAGGGAAUCCUACGACUUACCGAUCAGGCGAAUCCCACCGCUGCCAUUCCCCGUGCUGCGAUUGGCCGAAAUGUCAGGGAUCUACCCCGGAUUAUCAAGGAGCACGAAGAAGCAGUCCGAGAGCUUGAGUCCGUUUUGGCCAAGUAUCUCAAAAACCCCGACCGACUUCCCGCGAAGCGACCUCUUACACGCCCUGCUCGCAGCCAGCGAAGCAAAUAUACCGGUGGAAAGGUGGAUGCGAUCGAUUACCUUACGGUGCGAAUUCGGGUUUUGGAAGAAGAAAUCAAACACGGGAGAGCGUCGAUUGAUCGCCGGAACGCCAUGCCUUAUGGUUUCGCUAGUUGGGAAAAUAUCGAGCAUGCUCACGCCGUGGCAUGGAGUGCUCGCCGCAAGCCCCCAGGGUACCGUUAUCGGUCUUGCGCCGCGGCCUAG